Molecule: messenger RNA, 819 nt
Organism: Vicia villosa (hairy vetch)
Lineage: Eukaryota; Viridiplantae; Streptophyta; Magnoliopsida; Fabales; Fabaceae
Exons: 2
Coding region: 1-819 (272 amino acids)
Source: RefSeq, a predicted model, not a curated record
AUGAUCUAUGGAUUAGUGAUGUUCCCGAAUAUUCCAAAUUUUGUUGAUCUCACUGCCAUUUGUCUCUUCAUGGAUCAAAAUCCUGUACCCACUCUGUUGGCCGACACUUAUUAUGCCAUCCAUUCUAGGUAUGGAAAAAAGGGAUCAGUUGGGGGUUGUUUGCCAAUACUGUACGAAUGGUUUUCUUCACAUUUGCCUAAAAGCGGAGCAUUUGUCACUACAAGAGAUUCACAGAAGUGGCCCCAAAGGAUUAUGGGACUUACUGCAAAUGAUAUUGUUUGGUAUCACCUCCGAACGGACAUCGAGCAAGUUAUAACCAGAUGUGGCAGUUUUGGCAAUGUUCCUCUCAUAGGGACAAAAGGAGUUAUCAACUAUAAUCCGAAGCUAGCACUGCGCCAGUUGGGUUUUGUACUGAAGGACAAGCCGUUGGAUAAAGAGAUAUUUGAGUCCGUUUGCUUUGAAAAAGGAACCGAUCCAGAUGGUUUGGAGAAAGUAAGGAGUGCGUGGAACAAAAUUCAUACAGAAGACCGAACUACCUUGGGGGGAAAGAAUGCUAUUGCUAAGAAAGCUUAUACUGAAUGGGUUGAAGAAAGAGUUAAGGAGCGCCUGCUGCCUUUCCCGAAGGUAAGCCCUCUAUAUGAACAACCACCUGAGAUUUUAACUGCCACUGUACCAGCUGAGGAGUACAACCAAGUACAUGCGGAGAAUAUCAGGUUGCGAGAAAAAGGGGAAGACGCUAAAAUAAAGUACUUCUUGGUGGAUCAGAAAAGGGCUGAAUUAGCACAUGAGGUACAUCAGAUGGUGUUCUUAUCUGACUGA